Guillardia theta CCMP2712 is the source of this 1758-nucleotide messenger RNA. RefSeq lists its product as hypothetical. Gene Ontology annotation, cellular component: cytoplasm. The coding region runs from base 1 to 1329 and encodes 442 amino acids. The transcript has 22 exons. Gene Ontology annotation, biological process: small GTPase-mediated signal transduction; vesicle-mediated transport; protein transport. The record is from RefSeq and is a predicted model, not a curated record. Gene Ontology annotation, molecular function: Rab GDP-dissociation inhibitor activity. Lineage: Eukaryota; Cryptophyceae; Pyrenomonadales; Geminigeraceae.
AUGGAUGGCGAGUACGAUGCCAUUGUUCUUGGGACUGGUCUCAAGGAGUGCAUCAUCUCCGGCAUCCUGUCUGUGGACGGUAAGAAGGUGCUGCACAUGGAUAGGAACGACUACUAUGGAGGAGAGUCGGCGUCGAUCAAUCUUAACCAGCUGUUCCAGCGCUUUGGAGCUCAGCCGAAUCCUGCUCUCGGAAACAGCAGGGACUUCAACAUUGACCUCGCCCCCAAAUUCAUCAUGGCAAACGGCAAGCUUGUCAAGAUGCUGAUCAUGACCAACGUCAAUCGCUACCUCGAGUUCAAACAGGUCGAUGGUAGCUACGUGCUCAAGGAUGGAAAGAUCAACAAGGUUCCUGCAACCGGCACUGAGGCUGCUUCAACGCCGCUGGUUGGGUUCUUCGAAAAGAAUCGUUUGCGCAAGUUCUUGGUCUUCGUGCAGGACUUUGAUCGCAACGAACCAAAGACACAUCAGGGACAUAACCUUCAGCGAAUGACGAGCCAGGAGUUGUUUAGUAAGUUUGGAUUGGAGAAAGGGACUGUAGAUUUCAUUGGACACGCCCUUGCUCUCUACGACAAUGAUGGAUAUUUGACAAGACCCGCGGAGGAGAUGGUGGAGCGAUGCAAGCUUUAUGGCGAGUCGCUUGCUCGCUACGGCAAGUCGCCCUAUUUGUAUCCCCUCUACGGUCUGGGAGAGCUGCCGCAGGCGUUCGCUCGCCUGGCGGCCGUUUAUGGAGGCACUUAUAUGCUGCACAAGCCCAUCGAGAGGAUCGUCUACAACUCGGCGGGAGAAGCUUGCGGUGUGGUGUCCAUGAACGAGGAAGGAAAGCCGGCCUUUGCCAAGUGCAAGUUCAUCGUAGCCGACCCGACAUACUUCCCUGAUCAGUGCAGAGUGACGGAGAAGGUUGUCAGAUGCAUCGCCAUCUUGUCGCAUCCGAUCACACCAGGGUCGGAGCCUUCAGCUCAGAUCAUUCUCCCGCAGAAUCAGAUCGGCAGGACGCAUGACGUGUACGUGUUCUGCGUCUCCGCGAGCCACAUGGUGGCGGCUGAGGGCAAGUACAUCGCGUUCGUCUCGACCAUCACCAACGUCGCGAGCGAGGAGCUGAAGGAUGGUCUCAAGAUCCUCGGCAAAGUUGACUCCUUCUUCUUCGACGUCUACGAUAUCAAGGUCCCGAACAAGCUCGGCCAUGAGGACAAGUGCUACAUCUCGAAAUCUUACGAUGCGAGCAGCCACUUCGAGCACACGUCCGACGAUGUCAUGGACAUCUACGAGCGGAUUUACGGAAAGCCUCUCGACCUCUCCAAGACGAUGGUGAACUUAAACCCGGACGAGUGAAGGCGAGCAGAGGAAGCAGCGUAGCAGGUUGCCGUGAGGUUCUUAAUGAAUUUUCUCGACCGAUUUGCCGCGUUUUUCUUCUCUCGCUGACUCGGAGUCACUGACCGCCUGGGCUGUGCGGGCCUCCGAGCGGUGCCGCGGGUCCGCUGAUUCAGUUCACUGCCCCCACUGCCAGGCCCGGCGGCUGGCUGCGGCGCCGGGUCGCCGCAGUACGACUCACUGCAAGCGAGACGGGCCCGGCCGGCCCGCGGGCCCGGCCCGCUGGGUGCGCAGCGGCUGGGCCUGGACCACUGGGCCUGGCGUGCGGGAGAUGAGAUGAGGGAGAUGAGUCUUGCACGAGCGAAGUUGCGUCCCCCCAUGCAGAAAGUGAGCGAACAAGAUGAUUGGGGGCCAUGGCGGCUCAGCGAGGAGAGGAGGAGAGAGUGAUAG